Trichechus manatus latirostris (Florida manatee) is the source of this 4816-nucleotide messenger RNA. It is a transcript of the gene PIGU, whose product is annotated as phosphatidylinositol glycan anchor biosynthesis class U. The transcript has 12 exons. Gene Ontology annotation, cellular component: membrane; GPI-anchor transamidase complex. Gene Ontology annotation, biological process: attachment of GPI anchor to protein. The record is from RefSeq and is a predicted model, not a curated record. NCBI's taxonomy places the organism in Eukaryota, Metazoa, Chordata, Mammalia, Sirenia, Trichechidae. The coding region runs from base 1317 to 2798 and encodes 493 amino acids.
CCAUACAUUCUACCACUCUGUCCCCUGGUCACUCCCACUUUGGCCAUACUUGUUUCAUUUCUGAUCCUCAAGCACACCUUGCUGUUUCCUGCCUCAGGACCUAUUCCCUUCUCUUGGAAACUCUGGUUAGUUUUUAAUCCAUCAGGUCUCAGUUCAAAUGUCAUGACUUUCCAGAGCCUUCCCUGACCACCUCGGGGAAAUGUUACCGUUGCUCUUCUGCCAACAGUUAUUUUUAAUCAUGCACCUGGUUUUAUUUUCUUCAGAGAGCUGAAAUUUCCUUGUUCAUUUAUUUAAUAUUAAUAUAGAACAUUUGAGCACUUACCACAAGCACUUUUCAUAUGUUAACUAGUGAGGUGGUAUGCUGCUUAAUGCUUACCAACUGGCUCUCAAAACCAAAAUGCCCUGAUUUGUAGUUUGUUGAUUUCUGUAGUGUAAACACUCCCACCAGGGCGGAUUACAAACUAUCAGCUUGAGGUCACUGAACCCUUAUUUGGGAAGAGGACAGUGACAUAUCAUUAUAUAGUAUUUCUGCCACAGACUUAGGGGUAAAUAACCUCAAGAGCACAGAUAAAACUGUAAAAACAGGUAAAAUAAUCAGGAAGGAACGAGUUUUGAAUAUUCUUUGCCUUUGUUGUUAACUGAUUUAAUUGUAAACUUACAUCCUUUAAUUCUUAAUAACGGCUGUUUAAUAACUGAUUAGCAAAAUCUGUAAACAUUUCUUAAUCGUCUCAAGCGAGCCUGUACCAGCUAACUCCAGUACAUUUUUCAGAGCUGAGGUACAGAAAGGUUAAGCAACUUGUUCAAGGUCACAAAGCUAAUAAGUCUGUCUACUACUACUCCAAAAUGUAUCCUUAGAAACCAAUAUAGUGCCAAGCCUAAAGCUGGCGUUUAAAAAACAACAGUAGAAUAAAUAAAUGAAUCAACAUUUAGUACUCUUUAAAGACAUAAAAGGAAAUAUUUUACAAAAAAAAAUACACAUACGAGUGAACUAGCUUUUAAACUCGCUCACAAUCCUAGAAGAAAACUGCUCUCGGUCCAUUUUUAACAGCGCUUCAGCUCCCGCGCGGUUUUGCAGUUCACUUGUUCUUGGAAAGGGCGUCGCCCAAUGGUUUAAAAUAAGUUUGAGCCGCCUCGCUGUCCGUCGUCCCGGUCGGUCUCGCCGCAAGGCUUCCUGGGGAUGUUAGUCCCCAAAUUUCGUAGUUCCAGGGGCAGCUGCGGCGUGCGCCGGACCGGAGGACUACAGGGAGUGGCGCGCAGGUCGCAGGGCUUUUCCGCCUCGCCUUUCCCUUCCCGCCUGCGCGCCCGCCCCAGCUAUCAUGGCGGCUCCCUUAGCCGUGGUGCUGGUGUUGGCUGUGACCGUGCGGGCGGCCUUGUUCCGCUCCAGCCUGGCCGAGUUCAUUUCCGAGCGGGUGGAGGUGGUGUCUCCCCUGAGCUCUUGGAAAAGAGUGGUUGAAGGCCUCUCACUAUUGGACUUGGGAGUGUCUCCGUAUUCUGGAGCAGUAUUCCAUGAAACUCCAUUAAUAGUAUACCUCUUUCAUUUCCUGAUUGACUAUGCUGAAUUGGUAUUUAUGAUGGCUGAUGCACUGACUGCUAUUGCCCUGUAUUUUGCAAUCCAAGACUUCAAUAAAGUUGUGUUGCCCAACCUUUUUUCAUUCUCAAGACACACCCAUGAACUUGUUGGGACACACCAGGGGAAGUUUAAAAAGCAGAAACUCCUCUUAGAACUGGACCAGUAUGCCCCAGAUGUGGCCGAACUCAUCCGAACCCCUAUGGAAAUGCGUUACAUUCCUCUGAAAGUAGCCCUGUUCUAUCUCUUAAAUCCCUACACGGUCUUGUCUUGUGUUGCCAAGUCUACCUGUGCAAUCAACAACACCCUCAUUGCUUUCUUCAUUUUGACCACAAUAAAAGGCAGUGCCUUCCUCAGUGCUGUUUUUCUUGCCUUAGCAACAUACCAGUCUCUGUACCCACUCACCUUGUUUGUCCCAGGACUCCUCUAUCUCCUCCAGCGGCAGUACAUACCAGUGAAAAUCAAGAGCAAAGCCUUCUGGAUCUUUUCUUGGGAGUAUGCCAUGAUGUAUGUGGGAAGCCUAGUGGUAAUUGUUUGCCUAUCAUUCUUCCUUCUCAGCUCCUGGGAUUUCAUCCCUGCAGUCUAUGGCUUCAUACUUUCUGUUCCAGAUCUCACUCCAAACAUUGGUCUUUUCUGGUACUUCUUUGCAGAGAUGUUUGAGCACUUCAGCCUCUUUUUUGUGUGCGUGUUUCAGAUCAACGUCUUCUUCUACACCAUCCCCUUAGCCAUAAAGCUAAAGGAGCACCCCUUCUUCUUCAUGUUCAUCCAGAUUGCUGUCAUCUCCAUCUUCAAGUCAUACCCAACAGUGGGGGAUGUGGCACUCUACAUGGCCUUCUUCCCUGUGUGGAACCAUCUCUACAGAUUCCUGCGAAACAUCUUUGUCCUCACCUGUAUCAUUAUCGUCUGCUCCCUGCUCUUUCCCGUCCUGUGGCACCUCUGGAUUUAUGCGGGAAGUGCCAACUCUAAUUUCUUUUAUGCCAUCACACUGACCUUCAACGUUGGGCAGGUAAGUGUUGAGAGUGGCAUGGGGACAGGGAUUCAUUUUGUAGCCUCCGGCAUUCUAUCAAAACCACCCUGGGUUCUGCAUACUAGAGGUUUGGACAUGUAUAAGGAACAGUUCUCCCCUCAAAUAGCUCACAGUCCAGUAGAGAAGAUAAGGAAGUUAAGAGCAGUGGGACACAGAAUCUGGUUAAAGUUUAUUGGGCACUGUGCCGAGCCAUUACUUCCUUGAAUUCUCACAGCAAUCCUAUGAGAUAGAUAGUGUUGUUUCUGUUUUACAAUUGGGGACCUGAAGCUUAUGUAGGUUGUCUCUUGCCUAGCGUCAUUGGAGGAGCCAAGAACCAGAUUCAGAUAAGGCUUGAUUUCUGAGCCUGCCAUCUUUCUGUAACAGUGCUUGGUGUGCGUGGUGCCCACAGUGAGUACACCAUGUGAGGGUGGGAGAGGGCUUGGCCAAGGAGAGGAGAAGCUUUCCAGACUACAGGGACAGCAGGAGCAAAGGCAGGGAGGUGAGAAAUGGUGUAGCUGUUGGGUAAGUCUGGAGCGCAGACUGUGAGGCCGUGGGUAGUCGGGGAGGAGGCUGUGGGAGUCAAAGGAUGAGGAGCACCAGCAAGGAGGUUAGACCUCCCUCUGACCCGGAAAGCCUCUCCCUUGACUCCAUAGAGCAGUGGUUCUCAAGCAUCAGAAUCACCAGGGGGAGCUUGUUAAAAACGCAGAUUCCCUGAUCACACUCCCAGAUAUGUUGAUGGACUCCAUGUGGAAUAUGGGGUCAGGAAUUUGUACUUUUAACAGGUUCUCCCAGAGAUUCUGUUGCAGGUGGUCUAGCAAAUCCCAUGUGGAGACAUCUUUCCCUCUCGCUGCUUCCUUUCAGGUCAGGCUCUGUCCUCAUUGUCAAGGUCUCUCUGAGAAUCAGUUGUACUGUUUCCCACUUCUGUUGCCAUUACCACAGUCAGGCAUUUCCUGUACUUAAUGGAUUGGAUGGGAAACAGGGAUAGCUGGAAAAACUAAUGAUGCCAGUGGAUAAUCCCCAGGGAAACUCUUGCCUCCAAGCUUAGCUACUGGGAGGGAAGAAGGGAGUUAAGGCUCUUUCAAUGAGUGAGGGGACUGGUAUUUUCUGGUAUGGACAUUCCUGGAGAAUUAAUGUCCAGCCCAGCCAUUUAUAUUGGUUUGUGAAAAGCAGGAAGAGAGGUGGCGGGCCCUAUAGCCUGAGUGGGACCAGGCCAGAGUGCCUAUUCUGCCUGUCCCCUGGUGGUUAUAGAUGGUGAAUGCUCAGCAGCUCCUACCUAUGUCCCACACAGACAGCAGUCCUCAGGGUUCAACUUAGUAUCUUGACGGACUCCAAAAGGCUGUACUGGCUGUUCUGUCUUGCGGGAAUCCCUCUUACUUUUUCUUUGACAGUAAUGACUGGGAUGUGAAGGCAUUGGGCCUAGACAUGGGCUUCUGGUGAGGUUGGUGAGCUCCACCUAAGAAUUCUGCAGCCUGUUGUCAUGUCAUGAGUCUCAAGUUUGGGUCAGGAAAUACAGUUGCAGUGGUGAUGAAGCAUUUGUGGAACUUGCCAGAAAACAGCCCUUCCCCUGUGGCUGCCUUUAUGAGAGAAGGGUCUCUGUAAACAGCAUGGGGGAUGCUGUGUUAGGUGCUGUUGAAGGCAGGAGAAACUGAGUUGUUGGAAAAAGAGAGAUUGUAGUUGGGGUGGGGACCAAAGGCCAGGGUUGAGUGUGUUAGUGGCCAAGCUAUGGAGAAAAGUUGGGCUGAAUCCUUCGGGUUGUCUUUUGCCUUUUAAAAAUCUCUUUUUAAAAUUUAUUUUUAACCAUUCAAAUAAUACAUGAAUUCAUUAUUUUGGGGGGGAAAGAAUUUAAACAAUAGAAGAAUAUAGGAAUGAAAGUGAUUGCCUGAGCCCCCAUUCCUCCCCAACCCCAGGGCAGAUGUGGUCAUUGGGAUCAGUUUGUAUUUUCUUUCCAUCUUUUUCAUUGUUGUUGAUUUUGUGUUUGCUGAGUCUUUACGUUUUUCAUUUGAUUGUGUAAGAUUAGUAGUUUCCUUUGUGGUUACCUUAAUAUUUAACCCUGUUUUUCUAAGUUUAUACCAGUUUUUUAUUUAUUUAUAUCGCCUUGACUUCCUCUCCAUAUGAAAAAUCUAUGUCUGCAUUUUUUAAGUUGCUCUUUUUUGUUUUAAUGUUGUCAUCUUUUACAUAAUUGACGUUGCUGAUUUCUUAUUUUCGGUGUUUUAGCUUUGAUUUAUUUUUGUGACUUCCCUGUC